Molecule: messenger RNA, 1550 nt
Organism: Pygocentrus nattereri (red-bellied piranha)
Lineage: Eukaryota; Metazoa; Chordata; Actinopteri; Characiformes; Serrasalmidae
Product: cytotoxic and regulatory T cell molecule
Exons: 11
Coding region: 146-1366 (406 amino acids)
Biological process (GO): cell recognition; positive regulation of natural killer cell mediated cytotoxicity directed against tumor cell target; detection of tumor cell
Cellular component (GO): plasma membrane
Molecular function (GO): signaling receptor binding
Source: RefSeq, a predicted model, not a curated record
GACUCAAAUGACACUCUUCAUUUUUCCUUAUAACGACGCUGAUCAUUGAUCGAGAACAAAAGGAUUUGUUUGCCGGACUGGCCAUAAGAUUUGGGCUCCUAAUAGCUGUCUAACACAGUGUUUGGCAGUGAAGCACAUCACAGCGAUGAAGGGACAAACACUGACUCUGACCUGUCCUAUCAAAAACAUUAAUGGGAGUGACCAUGUAGAAUGGAGAAAUCCAGAUGGCUUUCUCAUGUUUUUUAACAAGCACAGAGCCUUGAAAGACAUGAGGAAUGAGAUUGUAGCCUUAACCCAGUCACAAUAUUCAGUUCGCAUUUCUGACAUCACAUUCAAAGAUGGAGGAGUUUACAAAUGUCUUCAUUACAGUCAUCGAGUCAUGACAAAAAGAUAUAAAGUAGUCGUUCUGAGUGGACCAGUGCUGGAGAAGACAGAACAUGAGGAUAAAACAAUUAUUAAAUGUUCAGCGUCAGCAAAUGGUCAUCCACCCAGACUCUCAUGGCUUCUGGAGAACGGCCUAGAGAUGGAAGCUCAGCCAAAUUAUGUGUUGGAAAAUACAUCUAAUAAACACACUGCAGUUAGUCUCCUCCAUGUGAAGAUUCAUAAAAGAAGAGUGACAGUGAAAUGCCUGGCCCAGCAUCUGGCUCUACGUGGCUCACCCCUGAUAGAUUUUGUCCACAUAGGAAAUCAAGGUGAGGAAACAUCUCCCACACCAGGAUAUAUAAGCACUACUACAGAAAAAGUGGUCACUCCUACACUUGUCCCGCGUUUCAGCAGUACAAGUUUUAGCAGUCCAACAUACAGCAGCGGCCAUUUAGAGUCGGGAACCACAGAAGGACAGAUGACUGGUGUCAGCGCCACUUCAUACAAUAACACAAUGGCAGUGAAUGAAACCACAGAAUCAGUAUCUGAAACAACAGAGGGCACUUCACAGAAUACUACAACAGACUCAUCCAACAGCACUUCUGGAGCUGACGUUGGGAAAAAGGACCCUAUACAAAACAAAAAGGGGAAUUCGGCCCUGCUGGUGCUUCUGGUCACAUGCCUCAUCUUCUGUCUGAUCGUGGUGCUCGCUUUCUUCUUGCUCCGUCUUAGGAGGGCACAUUUGGCCUGGAAACAAGAGAAUGAAGAAACCGAUCAGUCUGUGGAGAGCAGCAGAUCAAAAUCCAGCAAUGAAGAGAAGCAGAAACAGAACCAACAACAGAGAGGACAAGGCUUUUGUAACACCAACUUCACAAAGUACAAAGUGGAGGAAGCAGCGCAGAGCGAGGCAGGGACGACACCCGGUGCUGUGGAAGUGCCUGUCGAAAAACCACAUUCGAAUAACACUGUACUAAGAUCCUGCAUCAGAGAGACUGAACUUUAAAAUAUGUGGGAGUUUUAUCCCAAAGUCUUGAAUACAAAAGAUGUUGGUGGUGCUUAAAUAUUGAUAAUGUUUUUGGGUUGCACAUUUUAUAUUUUUGUAUGUUUGUUAAGACAGAAUAUCUAUUUUUGAUAGUAGAUGUAUAUUUUCAUACGGUUGGCAAUAAAUAUUUGCUUUUUUCUACAUA